Monomorium pharaonis (pharaoh ant) is the source of this 1611-nucleotide messenger RNA. RefSeq lists its product as uncharacterized. The coding region runs from base 176 to 1297 and encodes 373 amino acids. Gene Ontology annotation, biological process: regulation of transcription by RNA polymerase II. The record is from RefSeq and is a predicted model, not a curated record. Lineage: Eukaryota; Metazoa; Arthropoda; Insecta; Hymenoptera; Formicidae. The transcript is spliced from 5 exons. Gene Ontology annotation, molecular function: RNA polymerase II cis-regulatory region sequence-specific DNA binding; DNA-binding transcription factor activity, RNA polymerase II-specific; protein dimerization activity.
CGCCCUCGUGAAAUUCAUUUAACCCAGAGAGACACCCCGGACUCACGACUAGUUAGAUCGACUCUUUUGACAUCGGUGUUACUCUUCAUCACGAUCGCAAUGCGAGUUGUUCCUCAAGUCAUUUGUUCUCUAAGCCAAUUUGUCGUUUAAUCUCGUGGUAUUGUUAGAUUUUUUCAUGUGCAAAAUGCCAAUGUUAACGUAUAGUGGCUGUGGUGUAGGAGCUGCGGAGGCCGAAAAUGGUUCCCCAGCAGGAUCAUUACUAUCCGGCGAAGGAGAAGAAGCCGGUGAUUCGCCUGGAACAUCGAGAGAUACUGAGGAGGAAGCCACGCUUUCUGAUGAGUUUUAUUCUCACGAUACAGACGAGGACGAAGAACAAAGCAAAAGACGACGGGACCGUGCCAGCUCCCUAGACGGCAUCUCGUCUUCUGGUCAUUUGGGAUCGCCUACGCCCCGGGUAGGCAACUUAGGAGUUAGGAAAUUAUUUACUAACAGCCGUGAACGAUGGAGGCAGCAAAACGUAAGCGGUGCUUUCGCCGAACUUCGUAAAUUAGUGCCGACUCAUCCGCCAGAUAAGAAGUUGUCAAAAAAUGAGAUUUUACGGAUGGCAAUAAGAUACAUAAGAUUACUAAGCAAUGUUCUGGAAUGGCAAAAGAGUCAAGAUCGUAAUGGGAUGCAACACGACGUACGCAUCAAGUGCGAGUCGCAUUUGAACAACCAAAUCUCUGCCACGUACCACGUGAAGCCGGCCAUAACAUUUCUGAAGCAAGAGAAGCUGAGUAACGAAAAUUCUCACGUUUUUCGCGGUAAUUAUGUUGCGCAGAAGCAUAGUACACACGCGUGUGACAAGAACGGCAGCAAUUUACUGAUGAUUGCCCCGAGCGGACUCAAUACAGCUAUUUCUGCGGGAAAACGCUGCGUUACUCCCUCCAUCGUCGUUACUCAAGGCAACUUUCACAGUAACAGCAACGGAAAUAUUAUACGUUCUCCAUCGAGUGGACGGUCCUCAAGUUUCCCAAAAUCACCGCAAGUCUCAGCGAAUACUAACUUAGUACCUAACGGCUCCUCUUCAUCUUUGACGGGUAAUACGUCGGUUGCAAACGGAAUAGGAUCGAGCGGUUCGAACUGUGCCCAAAAAAGAUUUAAGGUCGAGCGAGAAGAGGAAGACCAGGCGUCGAGGGAUUGUAGAGCACCUCCACCGCCUGUUCAUAAUAUCCCGGUCAGGAAAAGAGUCAAAAUUGCAUUCAUAAAGGAUUCAAGUUCAGGAUUUCGUGAUUUGUCUGGUGCAGAUCGCAAGUGAAGCAUUGACAAGAGAGGUCUGUUUGUCGAACUGAUUACUUUGCUUUAAGUGCACGCACGUUGUGUAAAUACUUCUCUUAUGCUGUAUUUGACAAUAAUUGUGACGUACGAUACGAAAUUAACUCAAUACUUUCUUUAAUCUCUCGUGUUUAAUAUCUUGAGUUAAUGUAUCAAAACUUUAUUUCCAAUUACUUAAAUACCAAAGAUACUUUUUCUAUACUAAAUACUCUAUUCUCGUUAAAUUAUUAUAUAUAUAUAUUUAAUUUUGUAAUUCAUUUAAAUAUUGAUUUAAUAAAAAUCCCUUCUUGUUAUAAA